Messenger RNA from Phytophthora infestans T30-4, 3699 nucleotides. RefSeq lists its product as uncharacterized. Gene Ontology annotation, cellular component: plasma membrane. The coding region runs from base 1 to 3699 and encodes 1232 amino acids. Lineage: Eukaryota; Oomycota; Peronosporomycetes; Peronosporales; Peronosporaceae. The transcript is spliced from 15 exons. Gene Ontology annotation, molecular function: calcium-dependent phospholipid binding; calcium ion binding. Gene Ontology annotation, biological process: intracellular protein transmembrane transport; positive regulation of vesicle fusion; positive regulation of protein targeting to membrane. The record is from RefSeq and is a predicted model, not a curated record.
AUGUUUACUCGCGGAGUAACGUGGAUCGAGCGUCGACAGCUUCUGCGCACUUCGCUGUCACCGACCGAAAACGCUCAGAUCGAUGCGUUGCACACCGUUCUCGUGGUCGUUAUGAAGCGGAUUGUUAGCAUCUUGCGCGAACUCCAGCAGUUCGAGACGUUCGAGACUUUGUCUGUUGAAGAGAUGAGCAAGUCUCGCUUACUGCACACUGUGAACGCUGAUCCAGGCAGCGAGUUCUUGGGUCGAACGAUGGAUAAACUGUCGCAUGAAGUGCGGAAGGAGAUCGUGGUCGGACUUGAAAAUGAGCUCCUGGACUUGGCUGCCGUACCCGGGCCUCGCACUUACCCUGCCUUAGAUACAUCUCGAGACGAGUGGAUGCGUCUACGGACAGAGCGACAAAAACUUAUUCGAGAGAAUGGGACUUUCUUCAUGCGAGAACAAACAAGUGCGCUGGUCGUCUCGGUUCCAAGGAGCUUUACUGGCGACGGCAUCAUCGCUUGGUUCCGUCGCCGACCUUCCGUUUUGUGGGACGACAAUGCUCUAUGUGCUGCUGGAUACGUGGAGAAUGUGACUCCAGAGCUUGGCUUUGGCAAACGAACCGUGCUACUGGAAUGCCGAGAUGAUCGCUAUUACCGCUUACGUGAAGUAGAUAUGUGGAUGGAGAGCUCGUCACGGACGAACAGCUUGUUCCCUCUGGAUCUCGUAAGAGAGAUCGAUUGCUACCGUGGUCAUAUUCUAUGGGAUUGGAAGUAUUGUCUCUUCGUACCGAGUCGCAAGCAUUUGUACAUUUACGAGAACGAGACGUCGACGUCUCCUGUGGCCUAUAUCGAUGUGGCGAGUGCAGUCUGUAAAGCUGCGUACAACUUCUCGAAUGACGCGAAUGGCGGAUGGAUGGAUCUCGUGAACCCCACGGUGUGUAUGACCAAAACCCGCCUCAACGGCGACAAAGUCAUCGAAGUCAAGACCUCAAGUACGCAGAAGUGGGUUCAGGCGCUGGCUCGCUCAGGUGUCUGCGUGGAAAUGCGACCAGGCCAAGAAGUACUCAUGAAAAGACUUAAUCCAAUUAUUCUGCAGCAAAAGUGCAACAAACACGCGACGGAGUUUGACCCGAAUGACCUCGAGGGAAGCUUUCAGCGAUUACUGAAUCGGUUAUUCGGUCAUGACAAAGGGUUAACUCAUCAAGACUAUGAGAAAGAGCGUCGAGAACUCCGUACUCAAGUGCGAAGUGAGCUGAAGAAAGCAGGAGCGCAAGGAGACACGGUGAUGGCAUAUUACGGCCGAGGUAAGAUCCGGAAAUCGAAGCCUGUGAACAGUGGGAACUUUAAGAACGACUCACUGUAUUCGGGACGAAUAAUACGGAUCCGUACCCCAUUUACCGACGAAAAAUACCCGUUCAAGACAGCGUACGACAUGACCGACAUUAACGAGGUACCAGCAGAACUUUCCAAGCUCUUAACGAAGUACAAGGUGACCGACAAGGCGUCGUGGUUGAGUCUAUCGAAGGCGCAGCGUGACAUGUUUCUGCUCUACGACGUCGAGUACACUCGCGCCAACGAACGGAUUGUCGAGGAAGGGUUGAUGCGAGGCCAUAUCCGCACAAGUGAGGGAGAUCUGGAUCCUCAAAAGGUGAGUGAAAGAUGCUUCGAUCUCAAUAUCUUGUUCAAGAAUACAGAUCUGGAGGAUUGUGUCUCGCGCAUGGUGAAGCACAGAUAUCGUCACAAACCACUGGGCGUUCUCAAGAUCCAUACAAAGAUGCUCUCUCCUCACCGCCCAAUCGACGCCUGGUAUCCUCUAGCACCUGCUAGUGACAUGCUUCAGAGGACAAAUCUAGGUCAGGUUAGAGUGGAGCUUCAGCUGAGCAAAGCUUUAUUUGCUGUAGGUAGAGAACCUUCCGUUGUGAAGGUCUCGAUCCUGGAAGGACGUAAUCUUCCUGUGGCCGACAUGCUCACAAGCGAUCCGUUCGUGGAAAUUUUCUUGUUGGACCAAGAUUCGAAGGAGCGGGAUACGAGUCUCAAGACGGACGUCAAGAUGAAGUCGCUCAACCCGAAAUGGGAGAAUCAGGAGUUCUUGUUGGGGAAAUCGGAGAGAACCAGGCUUAGUGAUAAGAAGGGAAUACUGCUGCGUGUGACGGACUACGAUGCAGCGUCGGCGAAUGAUCCGAUGGGUUGUGUCACUAUUGAGUUCUUACGGACGGAGAACGGAUACAUCCGAGGUCUCGUACUCAAGCAGGCUGAUGCUUACGGAAAUGCAGACACACAAGAGCUCACGUUGGAUGGUCAACAUCGUGUUGAAGUAGACGCGAUGCUGCUUCCAGUCUCGGGUAAGCAGAAGAUAAAGAAGAAGCCUGCGCCUGAUGGAGUGCUGGGGAAAUUGCGCUUCAUCUACACGUGCAGCUUCCUACCGCAUGGAGAAGGUGGAUCUAAGAUGAAAUACGACUCUGCUUCUGAAGACCUAGGAGCUAUACUCGGCCGGACGUACGACUUGUCGAAAGUGAACUAUUUCGACGUGCGUUUGGCUUCCGAGUCGACUGGUAGAGUUUUCGAGGGUCAACUUGGUAAGUCCGAUGGGGCGACGGAAUUCUCGUUGACAAACCCGAAUCAGUGCGCGAGCUUCCGAGACGAAACCGUGGUCUUGACUGAGCGUGACGCGAAGGACACGGUGGCUCUGAAGUUUGACUUAAACUUGAUUGGAAUUCAGCGAGCAGAUCGCAUUCGAAGACUCGUGGCCGACACUUUCCGGUUGGUUGGACUCGCGUUUGACUCCCGAACGUUUAACCAUAGCGGUGGACGGUACAACUUGGAGCAACUUAACAAGGACUUGCUAGCUCAAGUGCGUGUCAUGAGUCAAGCGCUCACACUUCACUGGAAAGCGACACCUCAACUGCUGGGCUACGUGCUCGAACUCGUCUUGUUGAGUGGAGAGAAUGACCGUCUGUCGUAUGCGAAUGCAGUAGCCUUAGACGCUGUGCUUCAUCGAUGGUCCCGUGUCUUAAUGCAAGUGACGGAGGCUAGAGACUAUUUGACUGGCAAUUGUCACGGCAAGAAGACACCGCAAUUGAUCGAAAAGCUCUUUACGGAGUGCGACUGGACUGGAGUUAACUUUCCUUUCUUUAAGCAUGCUGGGGUUGUUGUAGACACCCAGUUACGUGGCGGACGCUUUGUGGCCGCCCGGAUAGUCAAGGAGUGUGGAGGAGGGCUUUUUAACAUCAAGAUCUGUACCCACCCUGACGCGCCGUACUUGGUUGAAUAUUUGGACAGCUCAGAGCCGCACGAAGACUCGAAGCUGUCGACGCUGGGUACAAAUUGUCAUGUUCCCGAUUCGGUACGGAGCAUGGCCAAAACAUUGGAAAAUCUCUGGUGGGGUAGUGACAAAAUCGUGAAAGUAUACGCGCUUCUUCCUGGCGCAGUCAAGUCGCUCCAAGUUCGCAAUGCGACGACCAACAAACUUGUGCCAACGACACUAAUGGAGCGUAACGAAGACCAACCGCGUUUUGUUGGUCAGUACCACGGGUUCGUGAAAGGAGAGACUUUCGACAAGCAAGAAGCAGAGCAGCUAGAGUUGGUAUACAGUGCUGUAUGCAGACGAGAACUGCUUCUACUUGAUCGUAGCGCCACCUCCACGCGUUUGGUCAUGGCUACAUUGGGAAAUACGUCGGGCUCCGUUUCACAAUGUGUUCCAGCUGUCUGUACCGCACAAUGA